Staurois parvus is the source of this 580-nucleotide messenger RNA. The record is from the annotation of a GenBank genome assembly. NCBI's taxonomy places the organism in Eukaryota, Metazoa, Chordata, Amphibia, Anura, Ranidae.
UGAUGAGAAGGGUUGAAAAAAUAUAACCAUGCAAGUUCACUGCAGUUAGCUAAAGAAGUAGAAAACCAAACUGGGGUGAUUGUUUCCCGUGACACAAUACAUUGUACACUGCAGAGGAAUGGCAUGCAUGGGUGUCGUCCAGGAAAGAAGCCUCUUCUAAAGCCCAUGCACAAAAAAGCCCACCUAUAAUUUUCCAGGGCUCAUGCUGAAAAAGAAGAAGACCACUGGGAGCCUGUACUCUGGAGUGAUGAGACCAAGAUAAAUGUUUUUGGAACUGAUGGCUUCAAAACUGUAUGGUGUUGCAAAGGUGAGGAGUACAAAGAGAAAUGCAUAUUGCCUACAGUGAAACAUGGUGGUGGCAGCGUCCCACUUUGGGGCUGCAUUAUGCUCUAUUUUGAAAGAGAAGAUGCUACCGUUUGUCUGUGCCAUUGGUCAUUGUGCACUUUUCCAACAUGACUAUGAUCCAAAAUACACAUCUAAGGCCACUGUUGCAUUUCUGAAGAAGAACCGGGUGAAAGUGAUUCAAAGGCCAAGCAUGUCUCCUGAUCUGAACCCAGUCCAACACCUAAGGGGAAUUCUG